Messenger RNA from Rhodofomes roseus, 598 nucleotides. Its product is annotated as mago nashi. The record is from RefSeq and is a predicted model, not a curated record. The coding region runs from base 38 to 487 and encodes 149 amino acids. Lineage: Eukaryota; Fungi; Basidiomycota; Agaricomycetes; Polyporales; Fomitopsidaceae. Gene Ontology annotation, cellular component: nucleus; exon-exon junction complex. Gene Ontology annotation, biological process: RNA splicing. The transcript has 7 exons.
AAGCUCUGACCUCAACCUCCUCGACGCCUCUCUCAGCAUGACUUCGCACGACAACGAUCCCUUCUACCUCAGAUACUACACCGGCCAUUCUGGAAAACACGGACACGAGUUCCUCGAGUUCGAGUACUCGCAUGGCCGUCUCCGUUACGCGAACAACUCCAACUACCGGAACGACAGUCUGAUCCGCAAGGAAAUGUGGGUGGGACCGCUGGUGGUGAAGGAGCUGAAGCGCAUCGUGGAGUCGAGUGAGAUCACAAAAGAAGACGAUACGAAUUGGCCGAAGAAAAACAUCGUCGGCAAGCAGGAGCUUGAAAUCCGGGUAGGCAACGACCACAUCGCAUUUGAGACUGCAAAGCUCGGAUCUCUAGUAGACAUUCAGGACAGUGAGGAUCCGGAAGGGCUCCGUGUCUUCUACUACCUCGUCCAGGAUCUCAAGUGCCUCAUCUUCUCGCUCAUUUCCCUGCACUUCAAGAUCAAGCCGAUUUAGCUGUUGUGUCUCCAUUGGUCUGCUGUCUGUAGUAGUAUGUGCUAAAAUUCUGCUCUGCCGCUCGUAUGUUAUGGUUCUUGCAGCGUAUACAUAGGCCGUUCCAUCCCAUGA